AUGUCCUCUCCCAAGAUAAUGGCAGGAGGGUUCAUUGCCACCUCAUCACUAUCAAGGCUGGCCAAAAUCACCCCGUCCCGCGGAGAUGCUGCUUCAACCGGGGCUUUAUCCUCCACACAAGCCUUCGCCUUUCGGAGCUUCCUACCACCACGCAAAUUACCCGGCUGGGACUGCACAAGGCCAGCGGCAGCAGCAACUCCAACUCGGGGAGCAGCUUCUUGGACCAUUUUCUUCAGCGGCUGCAUUUUCGAGCGCCGAGACCUCCUCUUCACCGCUUUCUCCAUCCCAGCUGCCGUCGGAGAACUGUGCGCCGCCUGGACCGUCAAAGACCCAUUCAGCAUAGGUUGCUGCACUGUAGCCUGGGCCGCCGCGGGAUGCACGUCCACCAUGUCGUCAUCAGAAUCAUCCUCGAGGAUAAGACGGCGGCGACGUGACUCUUCCUGGAUCGUGGCAAAUGAGGCACCACUCGACUUCGGGCAGGGGUCCUGCCGACCCACUGAAGCUGGCCGGGACUGGUCCGCCACCACGACGACAGGGGGUCCGUGA
Linum trigynum is the source of this 546-nucleotide messenger RNA. The record is from the annotation of a GenBank genome assembly. Lineage: Eukaryota; Viridiplantae; Streptophyta; Magnoliopsida; Malpighiales; Linaceae.